Molecule: messenger RNA, 381 nt
Organism: Protopolystoma xenopodis
Lineage: Eukaryota; Metazoa; Platyhelminthes; Monogenea; Polystomatidea; Polystomatidae
Source: the annotation of a GenBank genome assembly
AUGCCGUUAAAAUGGUCCAUUGUUGGAAAUCACGAAUACUCUGGCAGAGGACACGGAACUAGGUACGUUCCACAAGGUCUCCCUGAAGCUCCGACCAAGUUGCGAAAACAUGGUCGAACCAACACUGUAAAGUUAAAGGAGUCUGCGACCAAACAGACGGCCACACCAGCUCGAGCAUUUCUGGUAAGUGGGCCGGAAACAGAACGACCGUCUGGGGGUGAAUUUCAAUGCAGCCCAGCCGUACUGGAACCGACUAGACGCAACGAAUUCAACCUCGCGCCUCAAUCUCAUCCUGACUCAUCCCGACGCCCGCUCACCCACCGGUUAGUCGGGCCCUGCAACAGUUACUAUGUCUACUCUACUUUGUCCACUUAUGCAUAG